UGUCACAUCUGUUCUGGUUUUAUGCUGCUGUAUAAGCUUUGUGCAAAUAAAAAAAACAGCCUAAGAAAUUGUAAAUUAUGAAAUAAAUACCAUAGUUAAUUCUAAUCUAACACCAGAUUGCAAGCAGCAGACACCGAAGCAAAAUUGUCAUGUGGACCUAAUAGUCUUUUUUUUUUUUUAAAGCUUUGAACGCCAUCUAGUGGACAAACACGGCAAUGCCCUUGACCUAUUGAUCCAACAGACCAUAAUUUAACACCUGUGAGUGGAAGAAUCCCCAUGACUACAUCUGUGUGUGUGAAACCUAGCGGAAGGUCACAAGGUCACAACUCCCUUGACUCCCCGUUGUGUGUGUGUGUGUGUGUGUGUGUGUGUGUGUGUGUGUGUGUGUGUAGGCUGACAGUCCCCCACCCCUUUUCUCUCUCUCUCUCUUUUUAUUUUUGGACAUGACCACAAAGUAACAGAUGGAGUCCUGCGACCAAGUCACGUUGCCAAGUCAAACUGCACUUUGCAUAUUCAGCAAAUAAAAUUAAAAAAUUAAACAUAAUCAGGCAUUGGCUUAACAAUCUAAUAGUGCAGCUAAAAAUGACAUUUUCAAAAGUGGCCGCUCCACUUCGUGUAACAUCCCUACAGGAGUUUUGGAAUCUUCUUUACGCGCCAAAAAAGCGCAUCAUCACGAGCCGAGUCUUCGCCUUGACAACGGCCUGCAUCCGAGAAUAAUUCACUCGUGUUUAUUUUUAGAAGCUGUCGGGCCGCUGCGUGCUACUCUCCUUCAACACACACCCCACGUCCCUCCGGUCAAUAAUUCAUGCGCUGUAGGCCUGCAGCGAGGAGCCAGGGAGCAGGCUGAGCCGAUGGACGUACAAACAAAACGCGCUGGGUGCACCCCCGGACGAGGGGUGCAGCCCAAAGCUGUGAGGCAGCAGAGUACGCAACAUAAGGGCGGUCAACAAGCCACAGCAAUGAGGAAGCUUUACGGCCCGCAGAGAGCCCAGACACGGGCCUCCAUGACCACAGAGUACCAAGAGAGGUUCCUCCCCCCCCGCUGCCACACAACGAUUGUCACGACCUCAACACAGAAAAACCCUUACCACUCACUGAAGGGGACCAGUGCCGACAUGACCACUUUUAGGUCAUUCUUUGUUACCCACAAAUGGAUGAAAAACCCACCAAAGGCCCCACAGCCAUCUUUGCCACCCAAAGGCCAACGGAGAUGCAGCAGCGCUCCGCACAAUCAUACUUGCUCUGCAGCAAACCAGCUGGAAUCCAAGGUGGUGGACUAUACCUCAGUGUACAAAAAUGAUUUCCAAGCAUGGAAAGCUAACCAGCGUCAGCCAUACAGGCUGCACGACAACUUGAAGGUCGACCAAGGAUUAGUUGUCACAAAAAGUGCUCACAAAGGUCAAUCUGAGAAAGAUUCUGUUCAGGUGGAUGCAAACUCCAAACCAGUGGAACAGGAGGAAGGACCAAAACCAUUUGAAAGGACCACCAGCUACAAAUCUGACUACAUCACCCAUCCAAUGCCGCCCAAGACAUGCAGGAAGAAGCCUGUGAACCAAAGCAACAAAGGUCUGCUGGCUGAGCACACAGAGUCCUUCGGGCCAAAGUUGGCUUGGCAAAUGAACCAGGAAGUUUUUAAUGAAGCCAGCGAAUUCUUUCAGCAAUUUAAGACCUGGUCUCUUGAAACCAAGUUCUGCGGCCAAGGUAAAGCCAAAGUGUCCAGUCCACCAGCAGGUCACAACGUGUUUCUCUCCACAACACACGCAGACUACACACCGCACGAGUGCCAGCGCACCAAGCCAAUCCUGCCAUCUGUGCAAAACAGUGAGAAAAGCAAGGAGCCAUUUCCUUCAGUGACAACCAUGAAGGAGGAUUACAAAGCUUGGAGCACACCACGACGCCUGCCCAUUGUCCGCAAAGGAGAGAUGGAAUGGCCCAUGAAAACCCCAAAUUCAGUGUGCACACCUAAGCCGUCUGAGAACUGCAAAACAAACCCGAAACCCUGCAGCCCCCAUCCCAAACUGAACGAGCCUGCUGUCUGUAAUUCCAGCUGUAACACCACAGAGAAACCUCAAUUUCCUGCUGAGAAUGGAGGGUUUUCCGGCUUCGGAUGCAUUUCCACGGGGCCUGAAGAAUCCAGGAUGUACUGGUCCACCUCUUUUGACAGAGGAGCGCCUUGGCCUGAUGGUGACACUUGUGAUGACCCAUCUCAGCCCCACGAAACAAUAAGCUGCAUGGUUUCUAACAGAAGCUAAGGCUUCCUAGAGACCAAGCCACUGACGGGGUGUGGUGCUGCCACACUUUACCUCAGGUAGUUUCUACCUUUACACCAAUAAAAGCCAUAAAUGGAACUGA
This is a messenger RNA of Seriola aureovittata, 2352 nucleotides long. RefSeq names its product stabilizer of axonemal microtubules 2 (gene saxo2). The record is from RefSeq and is a predicted model, not a curated record. Bases 852 to 2252 code for a protein of 466 amino acids. NCBI's taxonomy places the organism in Eukaryota, Metazoa, Chordata, Actinopteri, Carangiformes, Carangidae. The transcript is spliced from 4 exons.